Cucurbita maxima (winter squash) is the source of this 1723-nucleotide messenger RNA. Its product is annotated as glutamate decarboxylase-like. Gene Ontology annotation, biological process: L-glutamate catabolic process. The coding region runs from base 78 to 1562 and encodes 494 amino acids. Gene Ontology annotation, molecular function: pyridoxal phosphate binding; glutamate decarboxylase activity. Gene Ontology annotation, cellular component: cytosol. NCBI's taxonomy places the organism in Eukaryota, Viridiplantae, Streptophyta, Magnoliopsida, Cucurbitales, Cucurbitaceae. The transcript is spliced from 6 exons. The record is from RefSeq and is a predicted model, not a curated record.
GUUAUAUGAUCGCAACCCUCAUCCGAUCUGGGUUUGUUCCAUAAUCUCUUGUUUUCUCCUCUGUUUGAAUAUCAAAUAUGGUUUUGACAACAGUAGCAGACUCCGGCGAAUCUGUGAACUGCACUUUUGGUUCCAGAUAUGUCCGGUCUCCACCGCCGAAGUUCAAUCUGGGGGAGAAAUCGAUACCCAAAGAUGCAGCGUACCAGAUCAUACAUGAUGAGUUGAUGCUUGACGGGAUACCCAGGUUGAACUUGGCCUCCUUUGUUACCACAUGGAUGGAGCCUGAAUGUGAUAACCUGAUCAUGGCUUCUCUCAACAAGAACUAUGUGGACAUGGAUGAGUACCCUGUCACCACUGAGCUCCAGAAUCGAUGUGUGAAUAUGAUAGCUCGCCUGUUUCAUGCCCCCAUUGUAGAAGAUGAGGCUGCUGUUGGUGUAGGGACUGUGGGAUCAUCAGAGGCUAUUAUGCUGGCGGGUCUUGCUUUCAAGAGGAAAUGGCAGAACAAAAGAAGAUCUCAAGGCAAGCCCUGUCAUAACCCCAACAUAGUCACUGGAGCCAAUGUGCAGGUGUGUUGGGAGAAGUUUGCUAGGUACUUUGAGGUUGAGCUGAAGGAGGUGAAGCUUUCUGAAGGGUUUUAUGUUAUGGAUCCUAUGAAGGCUGUUGAACUUGUGGAUGAGAACACCAUUUGUGUUGCAGCCAUUUUGGGAUCCACUUUGACAGGAGAGUUUGAGGAUGUAAAACUCCUUAAUGAACUGCUCUCUAAGAAGAAUAAGGAAACAGGUUGGGAUACCCCAAUUCAUGUCGAUGCAGCCAGUGGUGGGUUUAUAGCUCCGUUCCUUUAUCCCGAUCUCGAGUGGGAUUUUCGGUUGCCUUUAGUGAAGAGUAUCAAUGUUAGUGGCCAUAAGUAUGGGCUUGUUUAUCCUGGUGUUGGAUGGGUUGUUUGGAGGAGUAAAGAGGAUCUUCCUGAUGAGCUUGUGUUCCAUAUUAACUAUCUUGGUUCUGAUCAACCCACCUUCACUCUUAACUUCUCUAAAGGUUCUAGCCAAAUCAUUGCUCAGUAUUAUCAGUUCAUACGGCUCGGUUUCGAGGGAUACAAAAACGUGAUGGAGAACUGCAAGGAGAAUGCAAGAGUGUUGAAAGAAGGAAUAGAGAAGAUGGGAAGGUUUGAGGUUGUUUCCAAGAAUGUUGGAGUACCCCUAGUAGCCUUCACUCUCAAAGACAGCACCAAGCACACCGUGUUCGAGAUAUCCGAGAACCUAAGGAGGUUUGGAUGGAUCGUGCCAGCUUACACGAUGCCACCAGAUGCUCAGCACAUCGCCGUGCUACGUGUCGUGAUCAGGGAGGACUUCAGCCGGAGUUUGGCAGAGAGACUGAUCUCGGACAUCAAUAAAGUCCUGAAGGAAGUCGAUGCGCUGCCGGUUCGGGUGGCUGUGAAAGCAGCUGAAGAAGAAGAUGGUGAGAGAAUUAUAAAGCAUGUGAAGAAGAGUGAUAAGGAAAUUGAAGGAGAAAUAGCUGCAUAUUGGAAGAGGCUUGUGGAUGGCAAGAGAACUGGUGCCUGCUAGUGUGCUUGCUUGCUUAAGUCAGCUCUGUGUGUUGGCUUGCCUGUUUGAUUGUCUUCAGUUUUCUUGUUUCUGGUGAAUAUUGUGUUUGUGACUUUGAGUGCUGAUGAUAUGAUGAAAGAGAUGAACUAUAAUGUUUCUAUUUAAAACUUUGCCUCUGUUUC